AUGUCCUCCGAUUCUCCAGAGAAAAUGUCGGCGCUGAAAGGCGCCGCUGCGCCAAUUUACUUUGGCUCAUUCCUAGUCACACCACAGGUCUUCUACACAACACCCUUAACCUUUGCCCUCGUCAACCUCAAACCAAUCCUACCAGGCCAUGUCCUCGUCUCACCCCGCCGCGUCGUCCCCCGCGUCUCAGACCUAACCGCCGCCGAAACAAGCGAUCUAUUCCUCACCGUCCGGCGCGUAGGACGAAUGGUCGAAAGGAUACACGGCGCCUCGGCUCUGAAUAUCGCCGUGCAGGACGGCCUGAAUGCAGGACAGAGUGUACCACAUGUCCACUGUCAUAUUAUCCCGCGCAAGGCGGCAGAUCUAGAUCACCGCGGUGGCACGGACGCUAUCUACGACAUGCUGGAUGGGGAAGAAGGCGAUGUGGGCAAGGUAUUCCGUGAGGCUGGGAGUUCUGGUUCAGAGCGCGCGGAGACAAGGACAAAGUUCCCUGUUGUCGAUGAUAAAGAGCGUAAACCGCGUGGACCGGAGGAUAUGAAAGCUGAGGCAGAGAUGCUGGCACGGGAAAUGGAGAAGGAGCCGCUUGAUUGA
This is a messenger RNA of Penicillium manginii, 591 nucleotides long. Its product is annotated as HIT family protein. Lineage: Eukaryota; Fungi; Ascomycota; Eurotiomycetes; Eurotiales; Aspergillaceae. Bases 1 to 591 code for a protein of 196 amino acids. The transcript is spliced from 2 exons. The record is from RefSeq and is a predicted model, not a curated record. Gene Ontology annotation, molecular function: catalytic activity.